Messenger RNA from Stylonychia lemnae, 1350 nucleotides. Lineage: Eukaryota; Ciliophora; Spirotrichea; Sporadotrichida; Oxytrichidae. The record is from the annotation of a GenBank genome assembly.
AUGGAGAGAUAAUAAGUUCUUUAAAGAAUAGGUUUAGUCAAUCUAUUUCCAACAAAUAAUCAACAAGAUUACCAGAUAUUAACAUAAAGAACAAAAGAGCUGGCAGCUCUUCUAUUAUAAGAAAAGGCAAGACUUAAAAUAACAUAUCCAAUAGGUAAUAAGAAGGUAGUCUAAGCAACUCACCUAGCUAAAAGUAACCAGUUCAGCAGAGCUGAAACACUGUGGAGUCUAAGGCUGAACGAUGAAUAAGAUAAGGAGAUUAUAGACUAACUUUCCCAACUCUACUAGGAUGAAAUUGAAAGAUCAAAAGUGAUUUUGAAAAGACUUGAGUAUUCAGAGAAAAAGAGACAACUAGAACUCAUUGCUAAGCAAGAAGUACUGAGGACUAAAAUGGAAGUUGAAAUACUCUUAGUGAUUGAGAAGCAAAAGCUCUAAGCAUUCUUAGAGGGCAAGGCAUCGGUUUAUCUAAAAUAAAGAAUUGAAGAUCUGGAGUUGCAAGUCAAGGAACUCAACAAAUCCAUUAAGGACUAAAAGGCUGUAAAUAGAAGUUUUUAGAAGAAAAUAGAUAUUUUGAAUCAAACUCUAGAAUCGAAAAAGAAGAAAUUCAAAGAUAGACUUGACUAGUAAAGAUAGUUUCACUAAGCCAAAUAGGAUAAGUUUAAGUUACUUCAAACUGAAUAUAAGCUGCAAAAGCAGGAAUUCGAAAAUGAGAUCAAGCAUUGGAAGUCUUAGUAUGAGAAAAAGAUUCAUCACGAGGCUGAGUAAAGGGUUGAAGAGUCAUUGAGAAGAAUAAAUGAGAUAAAAAGAAGAUGCAAAGACUUUGAAGAUAUGUACAUAAAGCUGCUUUACGAGUAAAAGCAAUUGAAAAAAGACUUGGAAAUCAAAGACUCCAAGAUAAAAUACAUAGAAGAUGAUUUAAAAGAGGCUCUCAAGGUUAAUGAUGAAGAUUUUGAUUAGAAGUUACUCAAAGAAAAAAAGAAGGUGGAGCAGAGUUUUGAGAAAUAGAUUGAACUCAAGUAGAAGAUAUCUGACUUGCAGGUUGAAAUAGAAAUUUUGAGCUCGUAGCUCUAAAAUAAAUAAUAAGCAGGAAGAAAAAAAUUGGAGGAGCAGAACAUAAACUUGCAAGCAGUCAUAGAGCAGAUAAGAGGAGAGAAGGAGUUAUUGUAACAGCAAAAUACUGGGAUAGUUAACACAAAUUAAAGACUUUAAAAUAGUUAGAGGGAGAUGGAGAUUAUUGUGUAGAAGUUCGAUUAUAUAAAUGAGAUAUAGUAGGAAGAAAGAGUUAAAGAUUGGAUUUAGGAUUUGAGAAAUUAGCUUAAGAUUGAUUAGGCUAAUAUAGACUCUGAUUGA